Molecule: messenger RNA, 5198 nt
Organism: Pomacea canaliculata
Lineage: Eukaryota; Metazoa; Mollusca; Gastropoda; Architaenioglossa; Ampullariidae
Product: glycosyltransferase 8 domain-containing protein 2-like
Exons: 14
Coding region: 262-1419 (385 amino acids)
Cellular component (GO): Golgi apparatus
Molecular function (GO): glycosyltransferase activity
Source: RefSeq, a predicted model, not a curated record
AGACCGGCCGCGGACUCUCACCACUGCAUGUACAAAGUGGAUGCGCUGCCUGUUUGUUACAUAUUUUACCAGCCUGACAAAGUCAGUCACAGUUCACAGUUCACAGUUGAGUUGUGAACAAACAGCUGUUCGAUGAUGUGCUUGAUGGAGCUGUCGCCGAUAACAAGCCGCGGGAUGUCAAACUGAGAUUAUCAAGACGCCGUCUGGAAAGGAGUUUGCAUCACCUGAUGAUUCUUUCCCAUCGAUCUCUUUCAAGAGAACAUGAAUCUACUCCAGGUCGUACAGACCGCUAGUUCACCUCUGACCUGCGUCAGACGCUGUCGAAGCCUGAGGAUAGGAGUCCCCUGGGGGAGGAAAACAAGGCAGCGGGUUAUUGUGUUGGCUGCUGCUUUGUGUGCGUUUCUGAUACUCGUGUCAGUGAAAGGAGGACCUGUCAUCCUGCUUCGACACGUAAAUACACUGGAACAACGAGUUAACAGAGCUGUGUCCACACCACUAGGUAUGGACAAGACCUCCAGACGUCUGGUGGACCUGGACACGGUGCAUGUCGCCAUCUUUGCUGAUGAGAAGUUGUUUCCUGGCGUUGUCACACUGACCAACAGCAUCGUCUCCAACACUGCCUCGCCCGUCACCUUUCACUUUGUCACCUUUCCGUCAAACGCUACACGCCUCAGGUUGUGGAUCACCGGAAGUAAACUGAGAAAUAUUACUUUUGAAAUCGUCGAGUUUCCUGUCAGCAUUCUGAAUGGCAAAUACCGAUGCAGCUCCUCUCGCAAGGAACUCAGCAAUCCUCUUAACUUCGCUCGGUUCUACCUGCAGACUCUUUUUCCCAAAGUCGGGAAAAUCAUCUACAUGGACUGCGAUUGUCUGGUGUUAGGAAACAUCAAAGAACUGUACAACAUCCAGCUUGACAGCCAUCAUCCAGUAUCUUUACUGCGCAUGUGCGACUUAGAAGAAGACUUUUUCUCGGAUAUCAAGAAUCUGCUCAACUUCAGCAACCCUGAUGUCAUCAAAGCCUCCAUUUCCUCAGACGCUUGCAUCCUCAACAAUGGAGUCUUCGUCGCUGAUCUCAUUGCUUGGGAUCAACUUAACAUCUCUCAACAGCUGGAGUACUGGAUGACCCUCAACACCAGAUCAGCCAUCUUCCGCGCAGGCGAUGUAGGGAGUGGUUCACAGGCUCCCAUGAACAUGGUCUUCCAUAACAGAAACACCCCUCUUCCCCCUGAGUGGAACAUGCUGUCAGGAACCUACAAGAACAAGAAGUUAAACUUGACCGCUAAACUCAUUCACUGGAACGGCCAGCGGAAGCCGUGGAUGUCCUGCCAGUCUCCGCUGUGGAACCAGUACAGCGUCCCGGACCCCUGCGGUCGAGUCCAGUGGUGCGUCAAAGGUGUUUCCCAUCGCCCAGGCUCCUCGUGACGACACCGACAGCUGCAGCGUGUCUACACCUUCGUGGGGAGGGGUGAAACAAACAUUGAAAAACAGUGGGUCCUAGUGAACAAAACAGUAGGAUACCAACAGGUUAAUCCGUAGUGCCUUACAAAAAAGUACAUAACCUUUAGCAAAUGCAAAGUUCUAGUUAUUACAUGCUGGAGGACGACUGUCCAGAAUCGGCAGAAAAACUCGCCAAGAACAGCGCGAGUGAGAAGAAAAAUGUGAGAAAAGGGGAGGAAAGGUAAAAGGGAGGGGGUUGCUGUCAGGUCCGGAAAAGAAGAGACCUUGGGAAGGCCCUGCGAGCAGCUGAUGCGUGACGACAAGCGCCGCGGGUCAUGGCUCUGGGGCUCGCGAGACGGAUAGGGUCACACAAGGACGAGGUGAAAGGUCGCUUGAUUGCCCCCCUCCGCGCGCGCACACCCAACGACAGGCCAGCAAAGCACGGGAAGCACAACACGAACAGCAAAACAAUCGCCGGACACGCGACAAUUAUAAUAACUCAGAUGAAAAAAAAGUCAAGCAAGAAAUUAUUUGAGAACAAGAGAUUUCUGAAAUUAAAAUUAAGUGGCAGGGAAUUCCAUAUUACUGAGAAUUGACAUGGUGAGAACAAUUAAGGCACAUGCUUCUGGAUUUUCUUUAGAUUGUUCAACUUUAUCAUCAGCCAAAUUAUUUAAAAUUGCGGUAAUCUAAACAUUAAAAAAUGAGUGACUCUGCAUUUCAAGUCCUGUCAAGAUGAACAAAAUUAUCAAUAAAUUAUUUUUAAAGUUGACGAAGCGUUAUUAUGCUCGACGUGGUAAUCCACUCCAUUGUGUCAACAUUUAUCACCUUAAUCAUUUUCUUGUGUAAAAUACACUUAAUCUAGAACACCUGAAGAGCAAAGUCCUAUCACAUACAUAUCUCAACCAGACAAUGACCUUGCCAACGUGCUACCGAAUGGAGUUUGACAUAGCAACAUACAAAGAUUUAAACACGUUUUUAAAGAAAAUGCAUUCUUCUCUUUAUUCCAUUUUUCUGUGAAAAAUAAUACAACAUUAUGAACUGCACUCGCACUCUAGCGUACCGUGCUUAAUCUACCAUGUACAGUGUUAUGAAUGUAUUAUGGCGAGGCGACAAUGAAAAAAAAAGAAACGACCAUAAAAUAUGUUACUGACUAAAUAUUCUGCAAUCAUUUAUUUCUAUAAAGAAGAAUACAUCAAAGGUCGACAACCCAAAUAAAAAUCGCGACCAACGAUUGAGGGACUCCCUCAGAGAGAUAGUUACAAGCAUCUCCAAUUUUUUUCUUGAAAAAAUGCAUUGUUUACCUCCUUGAACGCGACAGUAAACUUGAUAUUUGACAGCAAUAAACAACCCGUAGCCUGUCUGUAGCCAAUGGAGCAGCUCUCUCACGCAGCGCAUCUUCCUCCUCAUAUUUCCCAUAAACACCGCGGCUCACAUCACAUAUCCUAGUUCUACAUUCAGGGAAAGUUUGACCCACUUCCAAUGGCCUUGAAACGCUUGACGACACGUGACAAAACACUUGGUGACAUUCUUCAUGACAUGUCCGUGGCCAGUAUGCUGUACUGCUGGAGGCUGCAGGUUUUAAUGUACUUCAGCUUACCAGCGAAGUCGAACUUUCAUUAUUUUUAGGAUCGCGAUCCACGUCCUCCGCCUGCUCACCUCACUUGACCUUAGACCUUUCCACCUCUCUUGCAGGCCGGGCAGCUACUCGUCUGUAACCAAUGAUGGAGCAGUUCUCUCAUGCAGCACAUCCUCUUCGGCCUUCCCCUAUUUCCUAUGAACACCGCGGGCUGGCAUCACAUCCUAGUUCUACAUUCGGGGAAAAGCUUGACUCUUUUGCCAUGACCUUAAAACCUUGACGACACGCGACAGAACACUUGGUGACAUCCUUUGACAUCGCCGUGGUCUAUCCUGUGUUGCUGAUGAAUGCUGCAGGUUUGAAUGUACUUCACGGGGUUUAUUUUUGGAUGAGGAUGUCUGCUACAGGAUUGUUUUACCUUUAACUCAUUGUUAUUUAUUUUCGGCCUUAAACUAUAGGUCCCUGGCUCUCUGCUUCCUGAAUCCCACUUGGUCACUUACGUUUAUAAGAUGAUCUUUUUCCCAAGCGAUACAAGGAUUUUGUCUCAGUGUGACUAAGACAUAUGCCUUACACACGCACGCAUACACACAAACACACACAGAGCAGUACCGAGUCAAACUUCUCGUGAAAACAAACAAAUGAUAGAAUUUUAAAAAAGAAGAAACCAACGAGUAAAGCCUGAGGCUGGGAGGUGUCUGUGGUGACCACGCCCACCCUGUGUGUGUUUUUCCUAAAUUUCUCGUCCCUUGACGGCGGCCUGGGAAGUGAGACACAAAGUGAGGGCCGUUGGUAGGUGUAUCCGGCAUGCUGGGAGGUAUUUAGCUCUAAUACUCACAGACGAGCCAUCAAAGAGGAGGCGACCGUCAGGUUCUGAAGUCCCAGCGAAGCUACAGUCACCUACACCUACGUAGACAGGCAUCUCUUGUCUUACACCUGGCCUGGCGAUUACCUGUUGACCUCUGUAAAUUUGACUGAGGAACAGAAUCAUGGAAAUUCAGGAAAGAGGCAAGCCAUCCCCGGUCUCCAGGAGCGUGCUUGUCAUAGGCACACUGAGCUGUCUCAGCUGUGUACUGCUCGUCGUGAUUCUGGGGAUCGUAGGAAGCACACACUAUAGACUGAGCGAGAGCGAGGGCACUGCGAGUGCCACUCCAUUGUCGAGCUCACAGCUGGCGGAGUUGCUGCCACUCGACGUGCGUUUCCCCGGCCACUUCUUGACAGACGAAGAAAUAAAAGUACGGAUGGCAUACCUGAGCGCGCACAUUCCUGUAACUCAAAUGAUAAACUCGUCAGACACGUGCAGCUCUAAUGGUGUCGCCCCCAUCUCGAAUUUUACUGAGCAGGCGCCACCUAUUCCUUUCUAUCCCAUCAGACCUGCCGACCGUCUCUACAGCUGCUGCUGCUUUUCACAGACCGGGUACAUCAGUCCAAACUGGCUUGUGGAUAUCGAUGGUGUCAACCGCACGCUAGCAACCUUUCAAAAUAAACGACAGCUCUUCUUUCAAGAGACCUGCCAGCAAAUUACCAGCUGCAUUAUAUGCACGUGCAAGAUCAUCCCCGUCCUUACCACAGGCGUCUACGUCAGUGGAAGCAGCUACGGCAUCGCGAUGUUCAGUGUUAGCGGCAGCUGCAAGUGUCAGAAUAUUGGCACGACUUCGUAACACUGAUCUCACAACAAUUUCUCGAAACUUUAAUAAAGAAAUAUUAAUGAAAAAAUUUGAGAAAAAGCCAUAGUACUGAAUCUGCAUUUAAGAAACUGCAAACGAUCUUCUCGUUAUAGUGCUGACGAUGACAAAGUGUCAUUUCUGGAGUUGUUAGGUUUAUCAACUGUAUUUGAUACUGUGGAUCAUUCUAUACUUCUACACAGAAUUCAGCACUCUUUUAGUAUUCAUGAUGUUGUUUUGUCUGGGGUUCGGCCCGUAUCAUGGACUCUGUAUGUGUGUGCGUUCGUGUGUUCAUAUGCUUCUCUACUGAGAUAUGGAAGGAAAAAAUAAACGAAGAGAGGUAUAGACUCGAUAACACUCUCGACAAGUAAGAGCUAGAAUUGCAAUGGAAAAUUCUCAAAGAGAACUGUAGCAAAUCAGGUAGGUACACGUACACUUUUGCACAAAAGAAAAAUUAGAGAACAUGUUCGAUUUUGUGGAAGAACUAUGGAAUGUUUUUCUUUUCUUUUGUUAAAAGGAGAUCGUUG